Molecule: messenger RNA, 636 nt
Organism: Fulvia fulva
Lineage: Eukaryota; Fungi; Ascomycota; Dothideomycetes; Mycosphaerellales; Mycosphaerellaceae
Exons: 2
Coding region: 1-636 (211 amino acids)
Source: RefSeq, a predicted model, not a curated record
AUGGAUCCCGAAGAUGAAGUGUCAACGGAUGAACUCUGCGCCGCACUACUGAGCCGCCUGGGAAACGGCCAUGAAUUGAGCGAGCAAAUGCGUAAUCGCCUUCACGCGGCAACAGCAUCGGCGAGAGAAAACGAUCCAGAUGAAGCCCAAGAACUGCGACGGCUUGCAGAAAGACAGCGCCAAAUCGCCAAAGAGCUCCUGCUGUCGUACAGAGUUUUCCAGCUCGAAGAUGCGAUGUCCAUGGAGAAUAUCUUCAAGCACCGGACAGAAGACUGCGUGCAGGUGGUCCUGCCCAAGACUACAGGCGAUCCAGAGAGAAACAAUGCGCAGUAUCGGAGAUAUCUCCAGGAAAUGGUGCUGAACGAUCUGGCGCCUUUUGUAGGUAAGAUAAACGUUGGGGAGCCUAUCGUCAGUGAUCCAGAAAGCAACACCGCCAUAGCGAAAGUCUUUGGCAAAAUCAAGGCGACCAAAAGUCGGCCGGCAUUUACCAGUGACACGUUGUGGUUCCUUUACUUCACCGAGGACGGCGAGAAGGUGCGCAGAAUCGAAGUGUACGUGGACUCCAGGCAGUCCUAUGAGUUCAAGCAGAAGCUUGAUGAAUACAAGCGCAAGCAGCAUAAAAGGAGGAGUCAUUAA